Molecule: messenger RNA, 1593 nt
Organism: Gossypium arboreum
Lineage: Eukaryota; Viridiplantae; Streptophyta; Magnoliopsida; Malvales; Malvaceae
Product: ankyrin repeat-containing protein ITN1-like
Exons: 4
Coding region: 1-1575 (524 amino acids)
Molecular function (GO): protein binding
Source: RefSeq, a predicted model, not a curated record
AUGGAUGCUUCGUUGUACAAGGCAGCAGCAGAAGGCAAAAUUGAAGAAUUCAACAAUCACCCAGAGCUUCAACUUGAGUCGCUGAAGACCCCAAACCAUGAAAACGUGCUUCAUGUUAACUUGGCAACCUCCCAGUAUUAUGCCUCGUUUAUGUCGGAAUUCUCUCAAGCAGAUGCUUUUUCAAGGAAUGGACAUUCUGCUAUUGUGAAACUUCUAAUCAGGUCUUGCGCAAAAGCUAGAGACGGAGAUUUAGAGAAGCUGGGAAUGGAUCAAGUAAAUGCAGUGAGGGAGAUGUUGAGGAUUAGGGAUCAGGAAUCCAACACGGCCUUACAUGAAGCAGCAGGGUGUGGCAAUGUUGAAGUGGUGAAAGCAUUGUUGGAGUUUGAAGACCCUGAUUUUCCGUAUUUUGCCAACAAAAAACAGGAGACUCCACUUUACAUAGCAGCUAAGAGGAUAGGAUCUGCGCGCUUGUUGACUCUAUUAUUAGAUAAAUUCAAAUCAACUGGUCAUGGCGGCCCCCACGCUAGAACAGCUUUGCAUGCAGCAGCUAUGGCUGGAGAUGCUGAUUUAGAGGCAAUAAGGGUAAUUUUAAAUAAGAAGGGGAAUUUGACAAAAGAAAGAGAUGAAGAUGGACACACCCCUCUUCAUUAUGCUGCACACUUUGGUCGUAGAUCCUCAGUUGUGGAAGAACUGUUAAAAUGGGAUGUAUCAGCUGCUUAUAUAGGUGAUAAAAAGAGGGGGAUGACACCCCUUCUUAUGGCAGCCAGGCAAGGUUAUCAUGAAACAGUUUUAAGGAUUCUCUCUUUAUGUCCAGAUUGUUGUGAAAAAGUGGACAACAAAGGUUUGAAUUUACUUCAUUAUCUGGCUUUUAGAGGCUCUUCCUCCCCAUUAGGGCCUAUCUUUUUCGAGUUUGGUGGUAGUGAGAUUGUAAAUGGAUCAUUCAGAAAUCUAAGAAAGUUGGAAGGUGCCUUUGGAAUGACACCUCAAGAAGUUUAUAAUGCACUUCAACCUGACGAACAUCAUCAUAAACAGAAGCAAAUCAAAGAAUUGUUGGAAGAAAUUGAGAAUGAUCAAGUGGCGGACGAACCAGUCAUUCGAUUUGGCGUACAAAAUAUUUCUAAAGAAAGCUUGGAGAAGACAAGAGAUGCUCAUUUAGUAGUGGCAGCACUUAUAGCCACCGUCGCAUUUGCAGCGGUAAUAACUGUUCCAGGUGGUUUGCAGAGUGAAAAAGGGUCAGAGCAAGGCACUCCCCUUUUAAUUCAUGAGGUAGUGUUUAAAGGAUUCGUUGUGACAAAUGCAUUGGCCUUUAUUUUCUCUGUUUCUGCCCUCACCAUCCACUUCGGGGUUCUGGAUAUUAUAUUAUCAAGAUUUAAUUUUUUUCGUCAAACAGUUUUACGAACUAAGUAUGUUUCUGUGAUCAUUGCCUAUGCAACGCUGGCAAUGGUGAUUGCUUUCAGCACAGGCAGUUAUGUGAUCUUAAAACCUUCCAACGGACUUGCCAUUGUUUCGUGUCUCAUCUACCCUGCCAUUUUGAUGGUAAUUUUGAUUUCUUCUAUGUAUAUGGAAAACAAUUAACAUUUCAAAACUAAUAAA